AGACGGCGAUACUGUGAAUGCAACAUCUUGUAGUACCAGCUGACGACUACAGACAAAAAGGGCGCGGGAAAUUUGGAAAUGGCGGAGUACAUAACCAGUGAGGAGGAGGCAAUGUCUCCCUCCUCCCUCAAGCUGUACGAGGCACAGUUCUUUGGUUUCACCCCUCAGACCUGCAUGGUGAGAGUAUACAGUGCCUUUCAGGACUGCCUGAAUGAAUUGCUGCUUGUCGUAGAAGCAGUGUUCGUGAGAAAACUAAGCGGGACUGAACCAAAUGGAGAGCAACUACGUUUAAGGGCAAGAGAAUGCACCCAAAAGUUGCAGAUAUUCCUUCAGGAACGCUUCAAGCGUCUGUCUGGUCGCAUGGAAACCGUUUUGGUCAACAACGUCCUCUCAGUCCCGCCUAAUGUGUUGCUGCCUGACGACCAGCCACACAAAAAGUACCCUCAACGUUUAGAGGAGGUUCUUAAGCUGGAGUCUUCCUUGGCGGAGCUGCAACAAGCGUACCAAGUGGAAGUGUGUGCCAGGCAGGCCUUGCUGGCUGAACUUGAGGAGCAAAGAGAGGUCCAAGAGCAGCUGGAUGGGAUCCUGAGAUGGAUUGGAGAACUACAGGCAGCAUGGAUGAAGGACGGAAUGGGCAGCUUUCACAACAGCUUCUGUGUGAUGAUGCAGUCGGUCAAGAAACUGCAGGCUGUCAUUGGAGAGAUCAAUAAGAAAAGCAAAAGACUGGAUGAGGACUCGUCAGUAGGAUGGACCCACAUGGUGUAAAAUACUUGUUAGUGGUGUUGUGAGAAGGGUAGGUUGCAGGUGUGGCAAAAUUCUGACUUGGAAUAGCGCCCUCUGUCAGACAUAAGACAAAUAGAAUUCUAUGCCUUUUGGAUGUAUUAACAAUUAUACAAUUUGUCAGACACAAGUCUUACAAACAAGAAUGUGAGCAGUUUUUAAACCAUAAUUCAUCUUUGGUUUGAUACAUUUACUUUUUGAUGGUUUUCUAUACAUUCAAAAUAUAUUAUCCACAAUUUGAGUAGUAAGAGGCUCAAGCAGUUAUUAUUAUUUUUUUUUUAUCUCCCAGUCUCAACUCCGGAUCUUUGAAAAUCAUUUUUUAUAAAUGUAUGUUAAUUAGUGAAUGAACUUUGGAGCCAUAGUCACCACAAGGGGGAAGCAUUGGUUUGUUAUUGCCAUCUCAAAUGUAAAUUGACCUAGCAGUGCCAUUGUACAGUGUGAAUUAUUUUUGAUAUUUUUGCCUUAAUAUCUUUUUGGCAAAAUCAUUAUAAAUGUACAACACUUUAAUAAUUUUGAAUGAAUAAAAGUGUAAUUGUGCAAUCGCAUCUGAUUUAAAUCCGACAUCAUUUAAAUCAUUCCAAUCCUUUCUCAUCAUGGUCUCUCUGUCAGAUGCAGUCUUGUCUGUGAUAUCUAAUGCUGUAUGAUGUUGACUGACUGAUAAAUAGCUGGUUUGACAGUGGGCUGCUCUGACAGUAUGGUCUUGGUGGGAGUCCCAGCAGUGAUCAUACAGUUGUGUGAUGUCCAUGGCUGGAACCCCAGGCUCCAUAUUCACAAAGGGUCCUUCCUGUUAAUGGAUACCAGGCUAUAAUUACAUUCCUAUGUUUAAAAAGUACAGUAAAAACACAUUUAAUUGAAUGUUGGCCUACAUUUUACCAGCAGAGAGUACAUUCAAAUAGGUGUACAGAUUUCCAUCCAAACAAGGCAAUAUGCAUUGGACAUCCACCAUGUUCUGGUGCUGGGGACAUGCUGUAAGAAGAGUUUCUGUUCACAAAAUUAUUUUUUUCUUUUCGGUAUGUCCAGAUGCACAUUUACAUGCAUGCACACAACCCAAUUCUAAAUUCAUUGUAUAAUUAUUUGAAUCAAUUGUUAGCCUGUUGUGGUGGAUCCAGUCAGGUAACAUCAAAGUAGCAUAACAUGUCUGUGAAGUCGGGUUCCAGCCUUUUCAUGCUCAUAAUUAAACAUGAGACGUAUGUCUGGUUUCUUUUGAUUUCUGACGCCUUGGGAUACUUUUAGCUCAAUCUCUUCAUUCAAAGACUCAAUCAUGGACACUCCUACUGACAGUUGUGGCUGCUUUGCGUAAUGUAUUGUUGUCUCUACCUUCUUUGUGCUGUUGUCUGCCCAAUAAUGUUUGUACCAUGUUUUGUGCUGCUGCCAUGUUUUGUUUCUACCACACUGUGUUGUCAUGUGUUGCUGCCUUGCUAUGUUGCUGUCUUAGGUCUCUCUUUAUGUUGUGUUGUCUCUUGUGAUGUGUUUUGUCAUUUUAUUUUAUUUUUUAUCUCAGCCCCCGUCCCCACAGGAGGCCUUUUGACUUGCCUAGUUAAAUAAAGUUCAAAUAAUACUUUCACAUCUUAGUCUACUCAGCAUAUCAAUUUUGUGGUUUAUUAUGUAUGAAUGUUCCACAGCCACCUCACAAUUCCAAGACGUCUAAAAGCACUAAGUAUUUAUCCGAUGCAGUAGAUGUGAGUAUGCACAAUGGAAACUUAGAUCACAAAGAAUUGGUACCGUCUGAAAAAUGUAUUACAUUUUUGCCAAAUUUCCAUACAACUAUUGUGAAUGUUAUGGUACAUAGAGUAUACUGUACAGUAGUUCUGCUCUCCCAAAAAGUGACAUGUCUUAGAAGUAGUGCUGCUGGAGGGCUAGCACAGCCUGAGCAGAAUAAAAAGGAUGAGAGCAGUGAGGGGUCUGAAUAUGGGGGAGGGGGGACUGGGUUAGCAGCCCCACCCUCUCUCUCUCUCUUUCAUCUCUCUCUCCCGUUAAAGCCAAAGCAGCAGGGGGGCACCCAAACGAGCCCAAGGAUGCAGGGAUGGAGCCUCUCAUCAGUAGGGUGGAAUGGGAAGACUGGACCGGCUGCCUACUGUAAGCCCACCUUUCUCUCUCGUUCCUUCUUCCUCUCUCUUCAAUCCCCUUCUUUCCCAUUCCCUCUUUGCAUCUCCCCAAUCCCCCUCUCUCCCUAGCCUGCCACUCUUGGAUUACACUGGGGCUCAAGUCCACUGAUAAAUAACUUAUCUUUCUUUUUCCACCUUCUCACUCAGCCAGGACACAUUGCUGACAGGGCUGCAGAGUAGCAGCUAUCCCUGAGUGGGCCCAAAAUAGUUUUUCUGUCAGAUAGGGAGCCAGUGAGUGAGGCAGGAGGGCAAUGUUAAUGAAGUUCAAUCUGGGAUGGGGUGAUAAAGAAGGGUGGAGUGGGGGAAGAGAGACCCCAUUAGUUUAGUGAUAGAGUGAGAGCUCUUUCUCAGUGCAAUGGGGGAUACAGGGAUAAUGCUGAUUUGAGUAUGUGCAGGUUUGCUUGGUGCCCUUAUUACUCUUGAAUUGAACUCCUCCUAAUUGUCCCUAGAAUUUCUAAGCAAAAAGCGGGAGGCAGGGCUUUCUCCUAUAGAUCUCCAUUUUUAUGGAAAAGUCUGCCUACCCAUGUGAGAGACGCAGACUCGGUCUCAACCUUUAAGUCUUUACUGAAGACUUAUCUCUUCAGUAGGUCAUAUGAUUGAGUGUAGUCUGGCCCAGGAGUGUGAAGGUGAACGGAAAGGCUCUGGAGCAACGAACCGCCCUUGCUGUCUGCCUGGCCGGUUCCCCUCUCUCCACUGGGAUUCUCUGCCUCUAACCCUAUUACAGGGGCUGAGUCACUGGCUUACUGGUGCUCUUUCAUGCCGUCCCUAGGAGGGGUGCGUCACUUGAGUGGGUUGAGUUACUGACGUGAUCUUCCUGUCUGGGUUGGCACCCCCCCUUGGUUUGUGCUGUGGUGGAGAUCUUUGUUGGCUAUACUCGGCCUUGUCUCAGGAUUGUAAGUUGGUGGUUGAAGAUAUCCCUCUAGUGGUGCGGGGGCUGUGCUUUGGCAAAGUGGGUGGGGUUAUAUCCUUCCUAUUUGGCCCUGUCCGGGGGUAUCUUCGGAUGGGGCCACAGUGUCUCCUGACCGCUCCUGUCUCAGCCUCCAGUAUUUAUGCUGCAGUAGUUUAUGUGUCGGGGGGCUAGGGUCAGUUGGUUAUACCUGGAGUACUUCUCCUGUCUUAUCCAGUGUCCUGUGUGAAUUUAAGUAUGCUCUCUCUAAUUCUCUCGUUCUCUCUUUCUCUCUCUCUGAGAACCUGAGCCCUAGGACCAUACGUCAGGACUACCGGGCAUGAUGACUCCUUGCUGUCCCCAGUCCGCCUGGCCUUGCUGCUAUUCCAGUUUCAACUGUUCUGCCUGCGUUUACGGAACCCCUACCUGUCCCAGACCUGCUGUUUUCAACUCUUAAUGAUCGGCUAUGAAAAGCCAACUGAGAUUUAUUCCUGAUUAUUAUUUGACCAUGCUUGUCAUUUAUGAACAUUUUGAAAAUCUUGUCUCUCUCUAAUUUUCUCCUUCUCUCUUUCUUUCUCUCGGAGGACCUGAGCCCUAGGACCAUACGUCGGGACUACCGGGCGUGGUGACUCCUUGCUGUCCCCAGUCCGCCUGGCCUUGCUGCUAUUCCAGUUUCAAUUGCUCUGCCUGAAGUUAUGGAACCGCCACCUGUCCCAGACCUGUUGUUUUUCAACCCUUAAUGAUCGGCUAUGAAAAGCCGACUGAAAAUUAUUCAUGAUUAUUAUUUGACCAUGCUUGUCACUUAUGAACAUUUUUGAACAUCUUGGCAUAGUUCUGUUAUAAUCUCCACCCGGCACAGCCAGAAGAGGACUGGCCACCCCUCAUAGCCUGGUUCCUCUCUAGGUUUCUUCCUAGGUUUUGGCCUUUCUAGGGAGUUUUUCCUAGCCACCGUGCUUCUACACCUGCAUUACUAGCUGUUUGGGGUUUUAGGCUGGGUUUCUGUACAGCACUUCGAGAUAUUAGCUGAUGUACGAAGGGCUAUGUAAAAUAAACUUGAUUGAUUGAUUGACCUGCGCACAAUGAGAAGAGUGACUCUUCAGGGGUGACAUUUUAACAUCCCAAUCUAUAGUGCCACUAUGAUUGGUCUUGAAUGUCAUGAUAUGCAAGGAGGGUAGUAUGAUCAAUAUUGUGGGUCUAGUCAGAGGCUUCUCUAUGGUUGGCUAGGUCUUAUGCUGAUGUAGCUACAGAAAUUAAAGCUUUAUUUUCAGUUAAAUUGCAUAAUGUGAAUACUGACAUAGUGAAGUAACUCAAAUGUGAUUCAGAGAUCAAAAGAAUUUGACUUUAUUUGAACAGUGGUGUAAAGUACUUAAGUGAAAAUACUUUAUAGUACUACUUAAGUUUUUUUGGUGGGGGUGUCUGUACUUUACUAUUUAUAUUUGCCGUGACACCCAAAAGUACUCAUUACAUUUUCAGUGCUUAGCAGGAAAAUGGUCCAAUUCACACACUUACCAAGAGAACAUCCCUACUGCCUUUGAUCUGGCGGCUCACUAAACACAAAUGCUUCGUUUGUAAAUGAUGUCUGAGUGUUGGAGUGUGCCCCCGGCUAUUGGUAAAUAAAAAAAAAAAACA
Molecule: messenger RNA, 5400 nt
Organism: Salvelinus fontinalis (brook trout)
Lineage: Eukaryota; Metazoa; Chordata; Actinopteri; Salmoniformes; Salmonidae
Product: protein MIS12 homolog
Exons: 2
Coding region: 79-765 (228 amino acids)
Biological process (GO): kinetochore assembly; protein localization to kinetochore; mitotic cell cycle
Cellular component (GO): chromosome, centromeric region; nucleus
Source: RefSeq, a predicted model, not a curated record